Molecule: messenger RNA, 504 nt
Organism: Malassezia sympodialis ATCC 42132
Lineage: Eukaryota; Fungi; Basidiomycota; Malasseziomycetes; Malasseziales; Malasseziaceae
Gene: RPL14B
Exons: 2
Coding region: 1-504 (167 amino acids)
Biological process (GO): ribosomal large subunit biogenesis; translation
Cellular component (GO): cytosolic large ribosomal subunit; ribosome
Molecular function (GO): RNA binding; structural constituent of ribosome
Source: RefSeq, a predicted model, not a curated record
AUGCCUGUCCAGGGGGUUUCGUUCAAGCGCUAUGUUGAGGUUGGCCGUGUGGCCCUCGUUACCAAGGGCGAGUACAAGAACAAGCUCGUCACCAUUGUUGAGAUUGUUGACCAGAACAGGGUAUGUAUUGCAAACGGCGCAUGUGCCACCAUGGGUUUUUCUGCUCCUGGUGACACACGCGCGAGCCGGAAUAGGUCACUGACACUGCAGGCUGUUGUUGACGGUCCUUCGACGGGUGUGCCCCGUCAGGUCAUGUCUUACCGUGACAUGACGCUCACUCGCUUCGUCAUCAAGGUGCCCCGCGCUGCCGGUACUCCGACCGUGAAGAAGGCGUUCGAUGCCUCGGGUGUGGCCGAGAAGUGGGCUGAGAGCAAGUGGGCCAAGACCCUGGCGGCUCGUGAGGCCCGCAAGAACACGACGGACUUCGAGCGCUUCACCGUCCAGGUGCUCAAGAAGCAGCGCCGUGCCAUCCUUGGUGCCGCUGCCAAGAAGGUGCAGGCCUAA